This is a messenger RNA of Pyricularia grisea, 420 nucleotides long. RefSeq lists its product as uncharacterized. The transcript has 3 exons. Bases 1 to 420 code for a protein of 139 amino acids. Gene Ontology annotation, molecular function: single-stranded DNA binding. Gene Ontology annotation, biological process: mitochondrial DNA replication; positive regulation of helicase activity. Lineage: Eukaryota; Fungi; Ascomycota; Sordariomycetes; Magnaporthales; Pyriculariaceae. The record is from RefSeq and is a predicted model, not a curated record. Gene Ontology annotation, cellular component: mitochondrial nucleoid.
AUGUCUGCAUUCCUCGCCCGCCGCACCGUCUCCGCCGCCCUCGGGGCACGAACGUUCAGCUCGACGACCGCUCGUCCCUUGGCCAAGAUCACCAUCAUCGGCAACCUGGGCGACUCACCCGAGUUGCAUGCCACCAGCACCGGCCGCGAGAUUGUCAAAUACGCCGUCGCCAGCAACCACGGUCCCAAGGACAAUCGCACCACCAGCUGGUUCAACAUCACCAGCUUCCAGUCUGAGGGCCCGGCUCGUGACUAUCUGCAGAGCCUGCCCAAGGGUACAACUGUCUACGUUGAGGGCGAUGCAUCCAUGAGCACGUACACCGACGCCGAAGGCAAAACGAAGAGGUCACUGAACAUUAUUCAGCGCAACAUCGAGGUCCUCAAGCGUCCUGCUGAGCCUGAGCCUGAGCCUUCUUCGUAA